This is a messenger RNA of Babesia microti strain RI, 1101 nucleotides long. Its product is annotated as conserved Plasmodium protein, unknown function. The coding region runs from base 1 to 1101 and encodes 366 amino acids. The record is from RefSeq and is a predicted model, not a curated record. NCBI's taxonomy places the organism in Eukaryota, Apicomplexa, Aconoidasida, Piroplasmida, Babesiidae. The transcript has 5 exons.
AUGGCCAACCUCGACAACAUGGCAAAAAAUUUGGGGGGUUAUGUAUAUGAAAUAUCGUCGGAAACAAUUGAAAGUAGACCAAAAAGAGUGCGUAAAAGUGUAAAGCCAAAGAUUACUGAAUGGAAUACUAAAAAAAAUGGUAAUUAUUCAAGAGAUUUUGAAUUGAAUGUGGAAUCGGAACAAUGGAACAAAUAUUACAGCGAUAGAAAUUUGAGUAGCACACCAUUUUACGGGUUAUCUACUAGGGGUUCUGCUGUUUCAUUGUUUAAAAUACUGAACCAACCAAAAUUUCAAUUAUUAGUCGAUGAUAUUAUUGUGGAGGUUGGCCAUGGCAAACAUCCAAUGGUAGAUGAAAUUAGGAAAAUUUUCAAGAUUAAUAACAUUUUCAUAGGCAUAGAAUUCUCACCAAUGGCAAUUAAGGAAGCCAUUGCCAAUCGCACCAUUAAGGAUUUGAAGGAUACCCAAUUUGUCAUGCCUUCAAACAUUAAUUAUUAUAGUAUUAAUGGGGAUUUUGAUGGACAUGUUGUCCAUUCUACAAUUGGCAAUGAAUGCUUGUUAAAGAAAUGUUGUGCAAAAUUGAUAGUUGGACGAUGCGUUCUAGAUUAUAUAACAUCCAGACUAUUAACUAGUAUUGGAAGUGUGAACUGGGAUGACGAUCCAAGGGUGCCUAAUAGCGUAAUCGCGAUGUUUAAUUCAUUUACUAACACGUUAUUAGAAUCUGUAAAUGGCAAUAAUAAUGCAGCAAUAGUGUUUAUAGAACCAUUUGACAAAAUAAAAGUUCGUGAUCACAUACUUACACUAUUUAAAGUACUAUGUGUAUCAUCAUUGGUGGAAAAGAGCGAUUGUAGGUAUUUGAAAUUGCAUAAGAUUAUCACAAAAGAUAAGAUGGGAAUUAUAUGUUAUAUGAUGAUUAAAACUCAAAUUUCAGCGGAAAACUUUGAAGAGAUACAUGAUAACUUCACAAAUGUUACAGAUAAGAUACUGAAGCUCGACAAGUCACAGGAUCCAGAUUGGCUAUUGCCCAUGAAAAUGCCCAGUAAAUGGUCAAGUGGUGAAAAAGAGUUAUUCGACGUUUUAACGUCAUUUAGUACUGGUGUAUAA